AUGUUGCGGCGCAGUAGUCGGCUGCUUGUGCGCUUGCCCAAGUGCCGCCGUCCACGUGAGCGGCCAUGGGAGAUCUUUAACGUGCGCGACUUUGGGUACCACGAGGGGUCGCAGAACUACGUGAUGUGGUUCGGCACGGCGGUUGUCUUCACCUCGAUGCUGGCCUUCGAGGUGUACCAGCAGAUCCAGCGCAUCUUUCAGCGCGGCGACACCUGUAGCGCCUGCGAGGCUGCGCGGGCGCACUAUCGAAAGCGUGUCGAGGAGCGGGAGCGGGAGAUGGAAGCUCAGACGCAGUACAGCCUGAAGCUGCGCAAGCCGCAUGCGUCUUAG
Leishmania mexicana MHOM/GT/2001/U1103 is the source of this 330-nucleotide messenger RNA. RefSeq lists its product as hypothetical. The transcript has a single exon. The coding region runs from base 1 to 330 and encodes 109 amino acids. The record is from RefSeq and is a predicted model, not a curated record. Lineage: Eukaryota; Euglenozoa; Kinetoplastea; Trypanosomatida; Trypanosomatidae.